CAGCACCAAAACCUUGGGAGUUCCUCAGAUGAAAGCCCUGCAAAAGCAGGAAAAACUGGUCCCAGUCCAAGCAGUUCCUGCAUGCCUCCCCCUGCAGCUUGGUUACAUUUUUCUCUGCCUCCCUGUGCAUUUUCUUGGAACAUUUCUGAGAGCUCACAACCCUGACUGCCCCAACAGGAGUCUGGAAGUAACUCCAAACUCCUCUGGGAGCAACACAGAGCUGUGGUGUAGCCAGGAGUGAUGCCCCAGAGGGCAGCCCAGCAGCUGAAGCCCAGCGCUCCCAUCAAGUUCCACAUCUCCAGCCGGACGGACAGCGGCGUCCACGCUCUGGCCAACGCCGCCCACCUGGACAUCCAGAGGCCCCCGGGCAAGGCAGCUUUCACUGCCCAGCAGCUCGUCCAGGGGCUGAACCACCACCUCAGGCCUGAGCCCAUCCGCAUCCUCAGUGCCCAGCGGGUUUCCAGCACCUUCCACGCCCGUUUCUGUGCCCUCUCCAGGACCUACAUCUACCGCCUGCUGCUGGGCUGUGCCCACCAUUCCCAAAUCCCCGUCUUCGAGCGGGAUCUGUGCUGGGCUCCUGCAGGAGGCCCCCUGGACAUCCCUGCCAUGAGGGAAGCUGCCCAGUUCCUGCUGGGCACCCACGACUUCAGCUCCUUCCGCUCGCUGCGCGCCGAGGCGGCGGCGCAGAGCCCGGUCAGGACCCUGCUGCAGCUGCAGCUCCAGCCUGGCCCCGGCUUCCUGGACCACCACUACCUGCACAGGGGACUGGAGUUCUGGGAGGUGAAGGUGAAGGGCAAAUCCUUCCUUUACCGACAGGUGCGGAGGAUGGUCGGGGCGCUGGUGGCCGUGGGCCGGCACAGGAUGGCCCCGGGCCAGCUGCGGGAGCUGCUGGAGCUGAGGGACCCGCGGGCGUUGCCCCCGCACGCCACGGCCCCGCCCGAGGGGCUCUUCCUGCAGCGCGUGGAGUACAGCCCGGCAGAUCUGACCUCUCCGAGUGGCCCAGCAGAAGAGGAGCUCUGUGGGCUGAGCAGGAAGGAAAUUAGAACACCUACAACAGAAAUUAUUAAUUAAACAAUUAGAAAAAAUUAGAACACCUACAACAGAAAUUAUAUCAUGAAUUAAACAAUUAGAAAAAAUUAUAACACCUACAACAGAAAUUAUAUCCUGAAUUAAACACUUAGAAAAACCA
Vidua chalybeata is the source of this 1189-nucleotide messenger RNA. It is a transcript of the gene PUSL1, whose product is annotated as pseudouridine synthase like 1. Gene Ontology annotation, molecular function: RNA binding; pseudouridine synthase activity. The coding region runs from base 241 to 1071 and encodes 276 amino acids. The transcript is spliced from 9 exons. The record is from RefSeq and is a predicted model, not a curated record. Gene Ontology annotation, biological process: tRNA pseudouridine synthesis. Lineage: Eukaryota; Metazoa; Chordata; Aves; Passeriformes; Viduidae.